Messenger RNA from Exaiptasia diaphana, 4032 nucleotides. RefSeq lists its product as uncharacterized. The transcript has 18 exons. The record is from RefSeq and is a predicted model, not a curated record. Gene Ontology annotation, cellular component: membrane; signaling receptor complex. Gene Ontology annotation, molecular function: transmembrane receptor protein tyrosine kinase activity; ATP binding. The coding region runs from base 77 to 2938 and encodes 953 amino acids. NCBI's taxonomy places the organism in Eukaryota, Metazoa, Cnidaria, Anthozoa, Actiniaria, Aiptasiidae. Gene Ontology annotation, biological process: cell surface receptor protein tyrosine kinase signaling pathway; multicellular organism development; protein phosphorylation.
GUACGCGUACAUCCGGGUUCAUGAUCACAAGCUUGGYGAAAAUGCAACGCUGAUUCUGAGAGACUUCAGGUUGAAAAUGAACACGUGUUUCAGCUUGAUGUACCACAUGUUUGGUCAAGACAUAGAGACGCUAGAAAUACGUCAAGACGGCAGGUUGUUGAUGAGAUUAUCAGGGCCACAGGGGAACAAAUGGAAGCUUGSUAAAGGAAUGCUAAUAAAUGGUACAUCUACAGAGGCGACAUCAACGCUUUCUAUAAGUGGUGCAGCUGGUGUUUAUGAAAAAGGAGAUAUCGCCAUUGACCAGAUUCAACUUCUACCGAAGCAUGAAUGUCAAAAUAUAACAUGCCCUGCGUUGAACAUAACAAAUGCGARUAAGAGUUGUGGAAUUUCAAGACCAGACGAAGUCUGCAAACCUGUUUGUUUGAACGGGUUCAUUCUGAAAAACUCUCCAAUUGAAGGCUUGAAGUGUCUUUCGAUGGGAACCUGGUCACAUGACAAACCAGCAUGCAUAGMAGACAUGGAUUCAAUCGACUGUAAUUUUGAGUAUGGUGAUUGUGGAUGGAUGGCGGAUCCAGCAGUUUGGAAAAGACGCCGAGGAAAGGUAUAUGGGUACGAAACAGGACCAACACGUGACAACACGCCUGAAGGAGGUGGCCGAGGUUACUAUGUGUACGCUGACUCGUUCAAUAGCAGUAAGAAURACAUGCCAGUGUCAGCCACUUUCUCAAGUCCAACAAAACUGAGGGGCUGCUUCAAGUUUGCAUAUUUUAUGUAUGGUACUUCUGUGGGUACAUUGGAGCUUUAUGCAGACAUGAAACUUGUGUUCAGAAAGGAAGGCCAAAACAUAUUGGAUGACGACGACCCAUGGAAAAUUGCCAUGGGGUUUUUAGAGUUUAAGGAGCUUAAGGUAGAAGUAAUAUUUGGUGACAGUAAUGUGGGAAACAUUGCCAUUGAUGACACUAGCUUGWCAGAAUCUGAAAAGUCCUGCGAGUCUAAAGACAUUACUUGUCCUCCUGUUCAUAUACUCGGUGGUAAAACAACUUGUAAAGACAAGCCACUUCCAGUUGGUAGUGUCUGUGAGGUUAAGUGUGAAGAKGGYUUUGUGAUCGACAAAAGUGGUUCACUUUCGUGCUUACCAAUGGGAACUUGGGAUAGAAUCCCUGUUUGCAAUCCAAAAGAUUUGAAAGUUCGUUUAAAGGGAGAAGUGGGAUCUCAAAAGGGUAUCGUUGAAGUUAAUUACAAGAACGAAUGGGGAACCAUAUGCGGCGAUGGGUGGGGAAUCGAAGAAGCUCGAGUUGUGUGUCGAAUGCUUGGACAUGGUCCCCCUUCCAAGGGCCGCAUUGCUCUUCCAGCAAAGUUUCCGCCAUUAACAAUGCCUAUUUGGCUGGACAAUGUCAAAUGCAAUGGAAGAGAAGCAUCAAUUGCAGAGUGUAUGCAUAAUCCAUGGGGGGUACACAACUGCGAUAAACGUCACACUAAUGCUGUUGCCAUUGAAUGCAGUAUUGAUGAUCCAACAACAGCAGGUCCUACAACUUCCUCGAACACUGUUACGUCAGGAUCUUCUCCAAAACAACAAAAGCCAGGGAUGACACUUACAGAGAAAAUUGCAACCGGAGUAGGCUCCGGAGUCCUUAUAUUAAUGUUGGUUGUUAUCACCACACUUUGCUGUAUAAGGAAACGAAACAAGCGUCGAUCAACCGACGGUCAAGAAUUGUGCGUUGAAUAUCAGGCUAAUCCUGUUGUAGAACAGGAACAAGGACCCCCUUCUGACGAGUGGGAGGUUAGCUCCAAAAAUGUUACCUUUAUGGAGAAGCUGGGUCAAGGUGCGUUUGGUGAAGUAUUCAAAGCAAUUCUAAAAGAACCACCGCAAAGACAAGAAACGAUCAUAAUGGCCAAACUUAUGGGAACACCGCAACAGAUCAAAAAGAACAGGCAUCAACAAAUAGUUGCUAUUAAAACUCUACACGAAAUGGCAGAUCAAAGUGAAAAGGCGGAAUUUGUAAAAGAAAUCAACCUAAUGAAGAAACUCGGCAGCCAUCAAAAUAUUGUCAACUUUCUCUACUGCUGCACCACUAGUGAACCUAACUUUCUUGUCGUGGAGUAUUUACCAAACGGAGACUUGUUAAACUACCUACGAACUCAUCGACACAAGAUCAGCGGUUUUAAAGGAAAAGAGCUCGCACCAGCCUACCUGCAUACGAAGACAGUUAUCAACAAACAAGUAAUCGACGAGCCACGAUAUGCUAUUAAUCCUGGCCUUGACACUUCCCCGGUAGAAAAGAAUGCACCGGUCUCUCUUGAAAUUGAAAAGGACGAUGUUUUGACACCUAAAGAUCUGAUGUCUUUUUCGUAUCAAAUUGCUUCAGGAAUGGAAUAUCUAUCAAAAAAGGGAUUCGUUCAUCGUGAUUUAGCUUGUCGGAAUGUACUUGUUGCUGACAACAAACAAGUAAAAGUAUCAGACUUUGGAUUAACACGUGACUUGUAUGAAGAGAGCGCCUACCACGCUCGUGCACARCGGAGGCUACCAAUAAAAUGGAUGUCACCUGAGGCUAUCUACGAUCAAGUUUUCACUACUGAAAGUGAUGUGUGGGCUUACGGCGUUGUCUUAUGGGAAAUCUCAACGCUAGGUGGUGCUCCGUAUCCUUCGAUGUUCACUCGUGACCUGGUUCGAGAGAUCCGUAAUGGAUAUCGUAUGGAGCAACCAGACAUGUGCUCAGAUGAAAUAUAUAAGAUAAUGAGAAAGUGCUGGGAGGAAAUACCAACCGGUCGGCCAACGUUCAGUGAAAUUGUAAGGAACUUUGAAGAACUUUUGCUUGAGGACAAUCCAUAUUURGACUUUAGCAGCAUCGAUCAUGAUAAAGACUAUUMUUUGGUGCCCUCGUUUGACAGUGCGCAAAGUGAACACUCGGCUUCGAAACUACCAGAAAUUGUAGCUUAAAACACCUGGUUUUUAUAUUGGAUGUCAUAUUCUGACCCAGUGGUAAUUUCUAUCUCUUCCAUGUUCAUAGAGAAAYUUCUACUUCAUACUUUUCCUUAUUUCUUAGAAAGAUUUGAGUAAUCUAAGGCCUCCAUAUCAAAACGUCUACCAAAAGAGACUUUUAAAAUGGACUACCCUUGGUCCAGGAGUUCUCUGUAAUCACAAUUUAUAAAGAAUUCUCUAUUACACACCUCUAACUACUAGAAUUAGACCUUGAAGGAAGGAUCAAUUGCUGUACAGCGUUUAGGGUAAAAGUUACGUUUGUAUCCCAACGAAAGUCGAUGCUCGUUACAGGUUGUACGGCCGCGCUCAACCGACAUAAAAAGGCUGCUUGUCUUCUGCAAUAGGAAGACCUAUCAGAAGACUAAAAAAAACAUAAAAUUAUCUAAUGUAAAAGAUCUACAAGAAGUUGAACACUAGACUAAACCUUUUUUAUGUAGCAAAUAAUUUUUAGCAAUUUUUUGGUUGAUUUGUGGGUAGUUUAUAUGUCUUGAUGAGCUUCAGGCGCACUUUCACUUGAUCCUCUCAGAGGUCAUAAUGUCGAGUGUGGGUGUGUUCAGCCAAAGUUAUUCGAGCUAAUAUAAGCAGGAAUUUAAAUGGUUCUCUAAGAUAUUAAAUCAAAAACUAUAUCGCACAAUGACAUGUCAGAUUUCUUUAUUGCAUACUAUAGUUGUACCUAUAUGUGGGAUGAAAUUGAACGUAUCCCCCGCAGCUUCGUGCAUUACGCAUUAUUUUCCAAGGUUGUAGUUGCAAGGAGAGGAGGUUCUAGGGUUGCCAACCCCAUGAUAGGAUGCCAUGCGCACACCGUGUAAAGAACUAUUUAAUGACAUUGCGCAUGGCUACCAUAAACUCUACCAUCUACUUCCGUCACGUUGCCGUCAGAAGUAUAUCCUAAGAUCUGGAUACAGAGACUUAGAGACAGGUUCAUCAUCGUCUGAUUACAUGUAAUAUGUCUUUAAUAUUCUUCAUAUUUUAUUGUACUUAUUUAUUCAGUCGUUUGACUGCCUAGUCUUCUUUAGUAAUAAACGGGAUAUCUAUGUAUCCUAUCAAAUGCU